Punica granatum (pomegranate) is the source of this 752-nucleotide messenger RNA. Lineage: Eukaryota; Viridiplantae; Streptophyta; Magnoliopsida; Myrtales; Lythraceae. The record is from RefSeq and is a predicted model, not a curated record.
CAAAAAAGAAAAAAUCCCUCUAAACUUGUUGGUUUCUUCCUCCAUCUCCACCUCGUACCCAAACGUCUUUGUUUCUUUUCGACGUCAAAUUCCAAGAAAGUUAAAUGUCGAAUUCAGACGAGCCGCAAAAUCAUGUCGAACCAGCUCAUACAUCAAGGAACGACCCUUCUCCGAGUUCGACAUUUGAUGUGGAGAGUCAGCCGGUACCGGAGACAGGUUUCGGGAUCCCAAACAUCUUGAGGCGGUGGAGACGGGAAGAUUUGAUAAGGAAGGGCUCGUUGGCGCUUAUAGGAUUGACCUUCAUCUUCUCCGUGCUCGCCUUCAUCGUUAUGGCGAGCAAUCAGCACGGUCCAGGCAGGAACUUUAACGAGUACGAGGAAUACAGGUAUCUGUUGGCAAUAGCAAUCCUGUCAUCCUUGUACACCGGGGUCCAAGCAUUGAGGCAUGUUCAUCAGCUAUCUACAGGAAAAACCAUGUUUCAAGAUCGCACCUCCGCCUUGAUUGAUUUUUGUGGCGAUCAGGUCAUGGCUUAUUUUUUGAUAUCGUCGACAUCAGCUGCUAUUCCAAUGACAAACAGAAUCAGGGAAGGAGCCGACAACAUAUUCUCUGACUCCUCGGCUGCGGCCAUCAGCAUGUCAUUCUUUGCAUUUGUCUCUCUCGCCAUAUCGGCAAUUAUCUCCGGCUACAAACUUUCAACACAAUCCUAUAUCUAGUUGUGCUAUACACAAUCAAAAUCUAUGUUCUUGUUCCUA